Messenger RNA from Vollenhovia emeryi, 612 nucleotides. RefSeq lists its product as uncharacterized. The transcript has a single exon. The record is from RefSeq and is a predicted model, not a curated record. NCBI's taxonomy places the organism in Eukaryota, Metazoa, Arthropoda, Insecta, Hymenoptera, Formicidae. The coding region runs from base 1 to 612 and encodes 203 amino acids.
AUGGUUCACGCAACUAGAGGGAAACAAUUCACUCUUAGCGGUAUAACCCAAGACCACACUAAGUACUCCUACGCCAUCGCAUACUUGAACUCUCCGCAAAUAAAGGAGAUCAAGGACGUAGUAACACGACCGCCUGCAGAUAACAAAUAUGACGCAGUCAAAAGAGCACUCAUUUCGCGAAUGUCCGUUUCUCAGGAGCAACGUACACGACAACUCCUAGAACUCGAAGACAUCGGGGACCGCAAGCCCUCACAAUUUCUUCGACACUUUAGGACGUUAGCAGGCGAAAACGUGCCCGACGCCUUACUACGCUCGCUCUGGCUCGGGAGACUUCCCUCCCAAAUGCAAAUGGUUCUCGCUACACGGACAGAGGACCCCUUGGACCAGGUGGCCGAACAAGCUGACCGCAUACACGAAAUGACGAACAAAACAGUGGUAGCCUCUACAACGGCCGUCUCGACAAAAGGCUCACCGGACAAGAAAUCUCUCGAAGCCCAGAUGCAAGCUCUGACGAAACAAGUUGCAACCCUCACUACGCAACUUUCAAGAGGUAGGGCUAAGGAAAAAAAAACAGGAGAGGAGCAGAAGCCAGAGUCGAAGCCGGAAGUCUAA